AUGCUGAUCCAAGUCGUUGCCCACCGCUCACAGGAAGACGAGCUUCGCAAUGACCACCGUGCAGAGAUAUGGUCUAGGUUACUCUCUGCGGCCUCCAACUCACCACCCUUAGAGAAUAUUGGUCAGCUCAUCUUUGCUGCUGUUAUUAUCUUCGAACACUCUUUCUACAUUUUCGACAAGCGGCACUAUCUUCAGGACAGGAGGAAGUCUGAUUCCUCAUUUCAUGUCACUCUUGAGCAAUACAUGGCAUCUCCGCAUGCAGCUGCUGUCAGGGAAGCUGUGAGUGCUGCCGUCCACACAGAUGAAGAAGCCAUGGCUACUGCUGCCCACUCAGCAAACUCUUGGCAAACAAGCUUCUUGAGGUCAUACCCACCAAACACCGCCAACCUGCGAUAA
This is a messenger RNA of Suillus plorans, 396 nucleotides long. RefSeq lists its product as uncharacterized. The record is from RefSeq and is a predicted model, not a curated record. NCBI's taxonomy places the organism in Eukaryota, Fungi, Basidiomycota, Agaricomycetes, Boletales, Suillaceae. The coding region runs from base 1 to 396 and encodes 131 amino acids. The transcript is spliced from 4 exons.